This is a messenger RNA of Loa loa (African eye worm), 309 nucleotides long. RefSeq lists its product as hypothetical. The transcript has a single exon. NCBI's taxonomy places the organism in Eukaryota, Metazoa, Nematoda, Chromadorea, Rhabditida, Onchocercidae. The record is from RefSeq and is a predicted model, not a curated record. The coding region runs from base 1 to 309 and encodes 102 amino acids.
AUGGAGGUGUCACCAAUAACAGAGGAAACGACAGUAUCACCAAUGACAAACGAAACUACAGCGUCGCAGACAACAAACGAAAUGACGGUGCCGUUACCAACAGAGGAAACGACACCAGUAACAAAUAAAACGACGGUAUCACCAGUAACAAAUAAAACGACGGUAUCACCAGUAACAGAAAAAACGACAGUGUCACCAGUAACAGAUGAAACGACGGUGUUACCACUAACAGAAGAAACGACGGUGUCACCACUAACAGAAGAAACGACAGUGUCACCAGUUACAGAUAAACGACGGUGUCACCAGUAA